Loa loa (African eye worm) is the source of this 785-nucleotide messenger RNA. RefSeq lists its product as hypothetical. NCBI's taxonomy places the organism in Eukaryota, Metazoa, Nematoda, Chromadorea, Rhabditida, Onchocercidae. The transcript has 7 exons. Gene Ontology annotation, molecular function: DNA-binding transcription factor activity, RNA polymerase II-specific; RNA polymerase II cis-regulatory region sequence-specific DNA binding. The annotation marks the transcript as partial. Gene Ontology annotation, biological process: regulation of transcription by RNA polymerase II. The record is from RefSeq and is a predicted model, not a curated record.
AUGGAAAUAGAAGAAAAAGAUAAGGAAACGCUCAAUGAUCAACCUUACUGUUCUAAUCAACAACAAAUAAAUGAAGAAGAGGAAGAAGAUAAGAUUAAGAAAGGGGAAAAGCAACCCAUUGAUAAGAUGACUCUUCUACAACAAGCAUUAUCACAAGCUAGCGUUACACGAGCUAAACGUUGCAAACAGCAACGAUUAGCAUUAUCAGAAAUGAAGAAAUGUGAUAAAAUCAAUCAAUUGCAAACCGAAAAUCGCCUUUUUCAGUCAAAUAGGCCAUCAGAAGAAACAUUUCAUGAAACCAGUGAAUUCAUGGAAGUAUGCUCAUCGGCAAUCAAAAAUCACAAAUUAUUUCCUAUUGUUGAAGUUUCAAUACCACUUUGGAAUGCGGUCGAGUCACAUUCAUCAACAAUGCAAACUUCGCUAACAGGACAAAAAACUUCGGAUUGUUGUUUAUCGCCCACCAAUCCAAUCCCAGAGAAAAAUGAUGCACAAGAAUCUGUUGAGGAAGAGAGUUGUGAUUCGAAACGGAAAGCACAAUUACCAGCUAAAGCUGUUGAAUUACUCAAAACUUGGCUAUUUUUGCAUUCAUCUCAUCCAUAUCCGAGUGAAAAUGAAAAAGCGAUGCUAUCACGAGAAACCGGCUUACAAAUGGUUCAAAUCAACAACUGGUUUAUCAAUGCUCGUCGCAGGAUAUUAAUACAAUCGAAAGAGACCCUUGAUACGAAUUUCAUCCAGGAAUCAAGCUCUAAUAUUGAUAAUGCACUCAUUGCAAAAAGGAUACGUAG